UAAAUAUUUGAAUCCGAAGUUAAAAUAUAGCUCUUAGAGCGUUGAGUGUAGAUUACAAUGGCACAGUUUCAGUUACGAAGGCUUCGCGAUCGGACCUCACAACUAUGAGAGUAUAACUGGUGUAUUACUAUUUGUGAUGUAUGCAUUCUUUUGAAAUGGCAAAUAUUAAGUAUCAGCUUAUUAAAGCGGAAACCGCAUGGCCGCAUGGCGGGAGAAUCGUCGUGCAUAAGUUUCUAAAAAUCAGCGCUUUAUGUGGCAUCUUUCUGCUAAUUGUCUGCUAUAGUUGGUCCACCUGCGUUACAAUUAUCCCAUCUCAGGGCUAUAGUCCGUCAGACUGCACGGGCUCAACUAACGAUCAGUAUGACGCUUCCACUGAACAAACUGAGUCCAGUCCAGACGAAAAAAUUUAUACAUCGACUCGAGCACAGUUAAUACCAUUUAUACGGCGAAACGAAACCUUGGGUCCCAACAUAUUGGACAACUACUUUGUGUACACCUCGCAAUGUCGCAUGCCCGCUCUGAAUCCCUUUGCCAGGGAUGCGCUUAGGAUAUUCAAAAAGACAACGUAUAACACUUGCGACCCAAGCAUGGAUCUAAUAUCUGUAGUCUAUGAUGACGGCAAUCAACGCUAUAAGCUGCACAUGAAUGAACCGAAAAUCAAAUGUUGCUAUAAGGCGAUUCUGCGCAGCGGAAAUGGUGCCGAGGCGGACAACAAGUUCAAAUUGCUGCCAUGCACUUAUUUUCCCCAGGAUUUCGUCGUGCCACAACGCGUAGAUGCGGUCAUCACCGAAUGCCGUCGCUUGAAGGACAAAAAGUUGUUGCAACAGGAUGCCUUUGGCUUUGUGCAACCAGCGAAACAUGUGGGCAAUCGCACUACUUUGAAUAAUUCGAUUGUGGAUCAAUCCCCUGAGAGUAGACCCAGUGUCCUGCUCUGGGGCAUUGACUCCAUGUCGCGAAUGAACUUCCAGCGAACCAUGCCGCUGAUGUACAAGUAUCUGAGGAAGGAGAACUGGUACGAGCUGCAGGGCUACAACAAGAUGGGAGAUAACACAUUUCCCAAUUUAAUGGCGCUGCUCACAGGAUUUAACAACACAAGAUCAAUGUCUGUCUGCCGGCCAAAAUCGGUGGCUGGCUUGGAUGCUUGCCCAUUACUCUGGCAGACGUACAGGCAGCUGGGAUAUAUAACAGCCUAUGCCGAAGACUGGGGUCGAUUUUCUACAUUUAACUAUAACAAGAAGGGAUUCGUCAAACCGCCAACAGAUUACUAUCCACGUCCUCUCAUGCUCGCCGUCGAGAAGGAGCUCAAAAAAGUAUUGGUUUCCAGAAUACCCUACUGCGUUGGGCGUCGACAUUAUGCGGAGUACAUUUACGAUUAUGCCAUACAGUUUACUAGGGUGCACAAAAAUCAGUCCACCUUUGGCAUGUUCUGGACGAAUUCCUUUAGCCACAACGACUUUGCCCUGCCCUCUUCCAUGGAUGCCAAGAUCCUUGAAUAUAUGCACACAUUGCAGAAAAAUGGAAUCUUUGAAAAGUCCAUAAUUCUAUUCUUUAGUGAUCAUGGCAUGCGAUUCGGUCCACUGCGCAGCCUGGAUAGUGGAUUCUUGGAGGAACGCAUGCCUAUAUUAUAUAUCUGGCUGCCAAACUGGUUUAGGCACAAAUAUCCGCAGUUUGUGCAUAAUUUACAGCUGAAUAGGAAUCGUUUAACCUCGCCCUUUGACAUCCAUGCUACGUUGCGGCACAUUCUGGAGCUGGACACGCCGCUGGCAGAGCUGUCGCGACCCGAAGGCUGCCCCAGUUGUCAUAGCAUCUUUUAUGAAGUCGCCGAGUCGAGGGACUGCCGGGAUGCGGGCAUUACCGAUCAUUGGUGUACUUGCCACACGUUCAAAAAUAACUCACUAACUGAUUACCAUAUUAAGGAAAUCUCACAACAGUUGAUUAAUGCCACAAACGCCUAUCUUGUGGCCAACAAUCUGACCGACGUUUGUCAGACUCUAAGAUUGUCAAACAUCGAGUCGGUGCAGAGAAAAAUUAGUUUGAAAGCGAAGGCAUUUGAAUCGUAUCUUGUCAGGUACGAGGCCCAACCGGAGAAUGCCCUGUUUGAGGCUUCAACAGAUUGGAACAACAAAACUCAGCGAAUCUCCAUAAGCGUGCCUGAUAUAAGUCGUCUGGACUCGUACAGUCAGCUAUCCAAGUGCGUAGAAGAUAAUAUUGCUAAAAAGUUUUGCAUAUGCUAUGACUAUGCAGAGCUCAAGCCCUAAUAUUGUCUAUUUCCGCAUUUGUUUAUCUCCGAGAUAAAUGCAUUUAUAAUUUAUAUUAGUUCUUCCUUGGAAGUCCCAAGCUGGAUGUUUGCUAUCAAAUAAUUGAGCUAUUUUCAUCGUGAUAUGGCCUGUGCACAAAGUUUUAUUUAAAUACAUAAUUGAUGUUAAUAUUAAUUUAUAGGCAUUUAUAGCCAUACUCUAUAGUCUUAUGAUUAAGAUUCAAUAUUGUGUAGUAUUCAAGAUCAUUUGAAGUGUGCUAUAGAAGUGAAUAUAAUACGUUAAAAAUACGAUUGGUUGUAAACUUGCCAUUUGCACUAAUCGCAUUUUUUUUUAUUAGUAGCUCUAAAAGUUAUAAUUCUUGUUAAAGAUAUAAAGCCAAAUGAUUUCACUUUC
This is a messenger RNA of Drosophila virilis, 2651 nucleotides long. Lineage: Eukaryota; Metazoa; Arthropoda; Insecta; Diptera; Drosophilidae. The record is from RefSeq and is a predicted model, not a curated record.